Messenger RNA from Caenorhabditis sp. 36 PRJEB53466, 770 nucleotides. NCBI's taxonomy places the organism in Eukaryota, Metazoa, Nematoda, Chromadorea, Rhabditida, Rhabditidae. The record is from the annotation of a GenBank genome assembly.
AUGUCCAUCUUGGUCUACGAUCGUGAGCACAACUUCAAAAAAUGGUUCGUCUAUUGGAUACCCGCAACGAGGACGCUCGGUAAGUACGCCCACGUACCAAAACGAGUGGAACGGGGUGUUUGAGGUGUGAAAGACGGCAAAGACGUCGUCUACGAGAAGACGGUCACUCUGGCCGAGCGCACCGAACUGCUCAAAGUGAGCAAAUCGCUGCUCGAGGAGAAGUGGAGGUAUGGAACUCUUUUCCCGAGCUUCGAGUAAAAAUCAACGUUUUCUUCAAAACUCAUAUGAGUUUAGCGAAAAAGUUAUCAAUAAAUGUGUCGGUAAACUUAUCGAGAGUUUAUUGAUAAAUUUGUCGAUGAAAAUUAGGUGCAUUCAUCGAUAAUCAAUUGAUAACAUUUGCAGUUCACUCUUCUCGGAAAGUGGUCUUCACAUAGAGGAAGUGUGCGAGAAAGAGCUCGUUCUCUCGUUCGCCCUCCAGCGAAACAUCACUCUCGAACGUACCGAACUUUCCGGAAAGUUCGACGAAUGCCUCUAUUUGGAGUAUUUGGUAAGUGCGCUUCGUUGGCAAUCGACCGCUUCGUUUUGAGCGUCUCAAAACGCUCACGAACUGCUCGCCGACGAAGCGGAAGCGGACUGCCUCGGCCGUCGAUCAUCCGGUCAGUUCGGAAGAUGUGAAGCCGUCGAUCGUUCCGAAGAGUGCUCCGAUCAAGAAGAGAACGACGAGGAUCACGGCGAAGGCCGCCGAGCCAGAGUUCGUGGAUCUUGAAUGA